GUUUCUGUCGCCUGCUUCCUCUGCUACUCCUUUUUUGAUGACUUUGAAUGGGUGUCUGUGGACGCCAUUGAAGAGGAUAAUAAGCAGCAGCCACAUGAUUUUGAUUUUGUUUUAGGACCUGUUCCUUCUAUUGCUGAAGUCCAAAAUGCGAUCUCUGCUAUUCAAAGGGUUUCCGGAGUAAGCUCGUGUCCGCCGCUUACCAGGGAUAGGUUCUCUCAUAAUGCUGGCAGGGAAAUAGCUUAUCCAAGCCCAAGUAGUUGCUCGAUGCACAGGGUUCAUUCUGUUGGGUCUGAGUUGGAUUGGAUGGAGCCUUCUAUGCAACUUUAUAACACACGAGCAUUCCAACCUUAUGUGUCAAACAGCGUUUACGAUGCUUUCCAUUUGUUGCAGACAGAUCCAGCGAUUCAGAAAAUGGUACUUUCAUUAUCUUCCGAUGAAGCUGUUUGGAAUGCUGUUUUGAACAAUGAGGUGGUGAGGGAGCUGAGAGAGACAUAUUAUGCAGCUGAAGAUAGUAGUCCAAUGAGUUUUGAUGAGAGCUCAGUUGAGGAUUCCGAUCAAUCAGACAAGACAACGAAUAUAGUGAAGUGGAUUUUUUACAACACUAAAGAAAAGGUCCUGGAUUUAUUCGAGAAACUAACAAAGCUCGUCAACGAGUUGUUUAAGCUGCCUGUGGAUAACGAUACGAAAACACCAGGAACUCCUGACCCAUUUGAUCAAAGGCUAAGAACCUCAUUCUUGCUAUCUGUUUUAGUCUUGUUGAUUGUGGUUGUGAGUCGAGCUAAAAUUACUUGAAUUCGACGACAUGACGGAUUGUGUUUAGCUUAAUAUGUUUUAAGAUAAUAUAUAUGGAUAUUAGGACAUAUUUAAGCAUUAUGUUAUUGUUUCAAAGGCAUUUUAUUAUAGUUCGUGAUUGUUAAGAUGUUGAUGUUCUAUCUA
Molecule: messenger RNA, 936 nt
Organism: Gossypium arboreum
Lineage: Eukaryota; Viridiplantae; Streptophyta; Magnoliopsida; Malvales; Malvaceae
Exons: 4
Source: RefSeq, a predicted model, not a curated record